GCACGCGCACACGGUUGUGUUUCCUUCGGGUGGGGGGGCUUGUUAUAUAGCCCGGCGGUCAGCUGACUCUCCCGCAUUGCAGGCGGCGCUGCUUGAGAGAAACAGAGUUAUGGCGCGGCUCGCCGGUUUCCUCCUCCUCCUCGGCUGCUUUGCUGCAGCUUUGGCAAAUCCCAUCGUAUUUCAGAAAGAUUGCGCGCGAGGAGCUGAAGUAUGGUGUGAGAACUUAAAAACAGCAUCGCAUUGUAAUGCCGUUAAGCACUGUCAGCAAAAUGUCUGGAGCAAACCUACAGUGGAAACCAUCCCUUGUGAACUGUGCAAAGAAAUUGUGGUUGUGGCUGGGAAAUUCUUGAAAAAUAAUGACACAGAGGAUGAAAUCCAUGGUUACAUGAGCAAGGUCUGUGAGUUUCUUCCUGACGAAGGCCUCGUAUCUGAAUGCAAGGAGAUGGUGGAUGCUUACCUGCCGAACAUUCUGGACAUGAUUAAGGGGGAGCUUGAUAAGCCAGAAGUCGUGUGCAGUUCGCUCACCUUGUGCCAGUCUCUUCAGAAGCACCUGGCGUCAGUGAAAUUGCAGAAGCAGCUUCAGUCAAACAAGAUUCCUGAACUCGACUUCUCUGAACUGGCGUCUCCCUUCAUGGCUAAUGUGCCACUUCUUCUUUAUCCCCAGGACAAGCCCAAGGAAGAGUCUCGGGAAAAAGGAAAUGUAUGUCAAGACUGCAUUCAGUUGAUGACUGACAUUCAGGGUGCUGUGAAGAGCAAUUCAACAUUUGUUCACCAGCUGAUUCAGAACGCGCUAGAACAGUGUGAACACUUGGGGCCUGCCAUGGCUGAUCAGUGCAAAGAUUACAUCUCCCAGUAUUCAGACCUGGCUAUUCAGUUGUUUGCGCAGAUGCAGGAACAGUCACCACAGAUGUUAUGUAGCAUGGCUGGAUUGUGUUCUGCUGUGAAGUCUGUGCCCCUCCAGACUCUGGUGCCAGCUAAAGCCAUCCAUGAAGUAAAGGCAGAACUUCUUAAGAACAGCGUGAGUCAAGCAGAAUCUCUCACUCUCUGCGAUGCUUGUGAGAUUAUGGUGGAAGAGGUGACCAGCCUUCUAGAAAGCAAUAGGUCUGAGGAGGAGAUGGUGCAUGCCAUGGAUGCAGUCUGUGCUAUGCUGCCUGAAAAAGGAAAAGAAGAGUGCCAGAGCUUUGUGGAGGUCUACGGCAAGGCUGUAAUUGAUAUGCUGUUGGAGGCAACUAAUCCCAAACUGGUAUGCGUUAUGCUGAAAUGCUGUACAGACAAAGCUGUUCCUGCUGAGAUAAUUGUUCCAGUGCAAUCACAGAAUGGUGACGUUUGUGACGUGUGUAAAGUGGUUAUAGCCUAUGUGGAUAAACAACUGCAAAAGAAUGCCACGACUGCUGAAAUUGAGGCAGCUCUGGAAAGAGUCUGCAACCUGCUGCCAGCAUCUUACCGUGAUCAGUGUGAUCAGUUUGUGGAGCAGUAUGAACCAAUGGCAGUGCAACUUUUGGCAGAAAUGAUGGAUCCUGGUUUUGUGUGUUCUAAACUUGGUGCUUGUGGAGUAUCCACACACCCGCUGUUGGGAUCAGAAAAGUGUGUCUGGGGACCCGGCUAUUGGUGUAAGAACUUGGAGACAGCAGCCAAGUGCAAUGCUGUCGAGCACUGCAAACGUCAUGUGUGGAACUAGAAAAAAGCAAACCUAUCGCUUGGGUAAUUUUUUUUCUUGAAGAAAACAACACAGGGAGGGUCAGACUGGCAGAAUUAAAUCCUGGUGUCCUUAUUUCCUCCCCCCUCCAAAUCUGAAGUACCUUUUUGUGAUUUUCUUUGGUGUAGCAGUGCUACUAUUGUGGAAUGGUCCACAAUGUUGACCUGAAGCUAUUUCUGACUCCAGUUUUUAGUUCCUUCGUGGUACAUGAAAUGCAGUAAUUUAGCAAAGUUGUUCAAUUAGCAGUGUGCCUUUAAAAGUAGAAGUGAACUAAAGGCACCACAGCCUUGUGUCUGACCUUAAAAAUAAGUGACUUUUAAGGGCACUCUGUCUGAUGGAUGGGUAGCUAGAGUGAGAGUGCCAGUCAUUACAAGUGGGCAUCAUUUCAGCUCUCAUUUUACCCAGUUACCGGGUCCAGAAACACCUCUUAAAUUCAAUCCUCCUCGCUGGGAUGAACCUGCAUCAGCCCUGGAAGUUGCCCAUGGAAGACAGGUGUUCCGUAAAAGUUACAUGACUAUGACUAUAGUAUAGCUAAGGCUGAGUCUCCAACUUAACUGUGAUUUUGUUGGUGUGUGACUUGAGCUGAAGCAUAUUGGACUGGGUAGCUGAGAUCCAAGGUAGCGAACCCAAGUAUCCAAGGAAAGCUGAUGCAGCAGACAGUACUCAUUCCUUUGAGAGCCACACAGCAGCAGGCCUUACACUUCGUUUAGAGUUCAGAACUGGGUCCCUCAUUCAUUCCAAAACAUUAAACAGCUUGAAAACAAAGGUGGAUGUAUUUAAACUAAAAACUCAAACUAUGUGCCAGGUGUGUUGUAACUGACUACUGCGGAGCAUUUGUCUAGGUCACUCACUAACAUGUAUAUUGACCAAGAAGUUAGGAAAGUUUUCAAUCAUGAGGUGUGUGGUUGCUAAGUUACCCUUUUUCUCAUCUGAGAUUCCAGAAUAGCUACAAGAUUCUCCCUCUGAAACUUCAUAUUGGUAUCCAUCCUUUUCUAGCUGUACGUGUUUGUACUCUACGCUCUCUUGCACUAGUAGCCAUUUUUGGCGUUGUGCUGGAAAUACCUUGAAAUGUUAAGUGCCAUGCUAGCAGCACACAAUUUGACCCUGCUUGACCUUUUUUUGGGGGGGCAUGUUUGCGCUGGCCUGUGUGGUACUACUGAAGUCAGUGCAAGGAGCAAAUGCCAUUUCAGUCCCCAGCAUUAGCUUGUGUUGCACUCCAUGCAAGUCCACACUGCUAAAGGUUCUAUAGCAUCAUUGUGGCUAAGGGCAUUUUCUAAGAAACCACACACUGUCCCUGAACCUCUUAAGUUCUUAGCUGUUCAAAGCAGUUCAUUUUAGUUAUGCAGAUUUGGAACACCUUGAAAGAAACCGUACAAAGGAAGUUGAAUAUUCUAGCACAUGAGAACUCAGAGAACUUUGGCUUGUGGAAUCAUGAGGGCACUCAUUCUGUUGGCAAUAAACUAAUAAUUGCUUCAAAGUUAAUUCUAGCAGGGUGAUUGCCACAUGGCUUUUUAUUUUUAAUUCUUCUUACAAGCAUUUGGUGAGGGCAUUGACUUGGUUUGUUUUUGUUAAAAUUACUGCUGUUUGGUUCAAAGUUCUUGCUACUCAAAGCAAGCAGUUGCUGUGUUUCCCUGUCACGUUAUUACAGAUGUCCUCCUUGACAGCGAUGGCAUCCUGUGUUGCUUAGGAGGAAAUAUUUUCUUCUUCGCAACGAUGGCCUUUUUGCUCCAGAGGCUGUUGAACAUUUAACUCUGGACUGUGUACCGCGGUCUGACUAUAUGCCACUUUUUCUUGGCUAGAAUUUCUAUUCGUGCGUGUGCACUUUCUUUGUGGGAAAUACUUGGCAUAAUGGGACGAGGAUUGUCAGAUCUGGGGGUGGGGUCUGUCUUCAUUUCUGCUUAUGUACUACCAUUUUUUUCGUAUUCUAGAUGUGGAUCGGGUAAAACAAGCAGUUGCUUUAACAAACCACUGUUUUUUGCACUAAAGCUUCUGUAAUUUAACAAUAAAUAUGUAACUAAAUCUG
Molecule: messenger RNA, 3719 nt
Organism: Sphaerodactylus townsendi
Lineage: Eukaryota; Metazoa; Chordata; Lepidosauria; Squamata; Sphaerodactylidae
Gene: PSAP
Product: prosaposin
Exons: 15
Coding region: 110-1678 (522 amino acids)
Biological process (GO): sphingolipid metabolic process
Cellular component (GO): lysosome
Source: RefSeq, a predicted model, not a curated record